This is a messenger RNA of Ixodes scapularis (black-legged tick), 2434 nucleotides long. RefSeq names its product serine/arginine repetitive matrix protein 1. Bases 207 to 2162 code for a protein of 651 amino acids. The transcript is spliced from 4 exons. NCBI's taxonomy places the organism in Eukaryota, Metazoa, Arthropoda, Arachnida, Ixodida, Ixodidae. The record is from RefSeq and is a predicted model, not a curated record.
AAGAGACGCGGCAGGAGGCGGCCAUUGGUGUCUGGAGGGAAAAAAGGUUUUGAUUUGGGGCUUGUGUUACGGGUGCUUUUGAAGGAGGAUUGUGGUCUGCACUACGUCGUAGAUACAUUAAAUGUUAAGGACCCGCGUGGUUUAAUGCGUGUUUUAUUUUGUUUUUGUUUAUUCGCGCAACUCUAGCUGUCUUGGGAGAGGCUACGAUGAUACCCCAUUCGUCCAGGGACACCAACCCCACAGUGACUGCCGUCAUGGACGAGGACGCGGAUAUGGACAUCUAUGAAGACCUCCACGACCGCGACCCAAGCUCGGCGAUCGAGCCCAAACGGGAUUUUUCCGACAUAGAAGACACGCCUGAGCUCGAUCUUUUGGACACUUCGGUCAUCCCGAGGUUGAAGACUCCGCAAAAGAAGCAGUGUGUGCAAGCGCGGCCGCCUGCCGCCGAGUCCAUCAGGGGGGGAAUCAGCGCGCUGCUUUCUGCAGGCGACGCGACCAAAGCGACGAGCCAUACCAACGAAACCGCGGUCGCUGGACCAGCCAAACCGCAGAGCACGUUGUCGAAACCAAUCGAUGUGACGGCCUGGGCCGCCUUGAAGAAGGAAAACGCCGUGCUGAAGCACAACAUCUCCAUCUUGUACCGGACAGCCAAGUAUCUGCUGCAGUCCAAGGACAAGGAGAUCUCAAAUCUUAGGCAGAAAUUGGACAAUCUGAUCUUCAGACGCAACCAAGGUGGAACGGACAGGCUGAACGGUUUUCGGGAACCACCUCCGCCACUCCCUCUUGCACGGCCUGAUCCGGAGAAGGCUUCUCCUAGACAACCACCCCAAGGGCACGCUAAACAUCCGACGGCCAAGCAAGCUCCGGAAAAGCCGAAAGCCGACCUCUCGGAGGACCUCCAGCGCCUCUACAAGUACCGCAAGGUGAAGUCCUCAGACAGAACGGAGUACAGCAAUGUGGAACCCCUGGAUGUCCCGACCAGAGAAGCCAAACCGCAGGAGAGGCGCGUCCGUCCGAUCAAGAGCACACCAAAAGACAUAAAAGGUCCGCGCAGGCCCGUACCGGACAUUCGAAGAAGGCCCAUCAGGAAGACCAUAGAUCGCGUAAGACCUGCGCAUGCUCUGAAAGAGGCGGCAGCGAACCGCAGGGGACACAAGCGCGGAAGACCCGCGAGUGCGGAAAGGCGGAGAUACCUCGCGGAACUCCCAAGCCCCAGGGAAAAGAGGUGGGACUCUCCUGCCGGGCGAAGGGAGGACGCACAAAGCCCAUACAACAAGAGGUACAGAGCGGCGAGGUCAAGGUCGCAUUCGAAAUCACACUCUCCACAUCACGGCGGCCGGAAACAGCCGAGCAAAGGGUCAAGGUCGCGUUCAAGGUCAUACACUCCGCCUCUAGACGUCCGGAGACAACCGAGCCACGGGCCGAGGUCGCGUUCGAGGUCAUACACUCCACCUCACGACGUCUGGAGACAGCCGCGCCACCGGUCAAGGUCACGUUCGAGGUCAUACACUCCGCCUCGCGACGGCCGGAAACAGUCCAGCCACGGCCACGGGAGUCGACACCGGCGCAGGAGUCGGAAGGAACUCCUAGGAACUGCGUCGCCCGACUACGGGGAGUGCGUCGGGGCAUGGCCGUCUAAGAGCCCUUCGACGCUGCCGCCUCACUUCUCGGACGAAUCGCCGCCACACACGCCCUAUGCCGGCAGGCAGCGGUCACGCUACUCAAGGUCUCCGCAGCACCUGGCACCGCCUGCCGGCGGCUCCGUCGAGAGGGCUGGCAUCUCGCAGCACCCUCCAGUGGUGCAUCCUGAUGCUCGUAGCCGGAUUCGAAAGUCGCGCAAAUUGCUUUCCGACAGCCAUGUUGUAAGGACUGCUGACUCGCAACACACUUCGGCGGUCCAGCGUGAUGCUCGGCGUCUUCUUAGGAGAUCGCACAAAAUCAGUUGUCUUCCGCAGACGCUCGACGGAGGUUCCAGUUUUUUGGCGAGGGCAUCUAAGAAGGCCUCAGUGAAAAGAAGUCCCCGUAAGGUUGUUCGAAGCUCCGUGGCCAAGACAGUGAGCAGUGUACCAAAGAACAACGCCUUGUGCAAGGAAGGGGAUGCCGGCUCCAAAAUGGAGCCGGUGGCCGAGGCGGGUGAGCGUUCGAUUCCAGUACCGCCGUGACACCUUUGCUUCGGGCAAUGCUGGGUGAUUCUGGAGCAUUUGUGGUGCUUGUAUACCUAUGUUUUUGCGCCGUAUUGCGCGGGGUAUUUAUGAUAAUCGGAACUAUGUCGGUGGCGGGUAAAGAGUAAGAUGGGAGGAGCUUCCAUUUUAUUCUUAUCCUGUCGCCAACUAUAUUUUGGACGCCUGUUUGCUAUUGCGUGCAUGUGUGUGUGUAUGGUUGUUCCUGCUUUUAUAGAAAAAAUAAAAAGUGGUCUAAUACUGUUUGGAAAGCA